Messenger RNA from Hyla sarda, 2651 nucleotides. RefSeq names its product docking protein 2 (gene DOK2). The transcript is spliced from 6 exons. Gene Ontology annotation, biological process: positive regulation of MAPK cascade; cell surface receptor protein tyrosine kinase signaling pathway. Gene Ontology annotation, cellular component: cytoplasm. The coding region runs from base 654 to 1931 and encodes 425 amino acids. The record is from RefSeq and is a predicted model, not a curated record. NCBI's taxonomy places the organism in Eukaryota, Metazoa, Chordata, Amphibia, Anura, Hylidae.
AAAUGAAUGCAUGGUGAGUGAUUGCGGGCUCAGUGAGCAAUAGAUGUCACAAUGAGUGAGCAGCAGAACAGAGGGAUUUGUAAGUCAAAUACAGAAGCUAGACACAGAAAAAGACACAAAGUAUCUGCAUGACCUACAUAGGUUAUAAAGCGGAAGUGUGCUCAAGAAAGGGAGGAACUGAGAGACACCAAAAAGGCAGAGAGACAAGCCUUGCACAAGAGAUACUUCAACUGAGAGGAAAGGAACAGCAGAGUUGGGGCAGAAAGAGUCUGCAAAAAUAAGUCUUACUAUAGGGAAAGAGACAAGCAGGGCAGAGACAUCGUAGGAGUUCCACAGAGCAGAAGGCACAGCUAUGGGUUCAGGGACUUGUGAGAUAGAUGCUCUCAGGAGCGAGCGAGCAUAGAAGUGGAGGAAGCGGAGAGCGCAUUUCAAGAUAUCAGGGUUGAGCUUUACAGCUAUGAGAGAAAAAAUUAUCUUAGAUGGUGUGGAACUCUUGAAGGUUACGUAGAGGAACAGAGUCCGAGGAGUAGAGGCAGUGUAGAGAGGAGUUGGUUGUGCUGACUGUAGGUUAAGAAACCGUAAAAGUGCGCAACGGAGGGAGGGAGGAGAGGCGAGAGAGUCACCUGAAAUAAGCAAGCCAUUUGAAGCAGGUGAUGGAUGGGGGUUUGGUGAAACAGGGGGCUCUGUAUGUACAGCAUCAGCAACGGUUCGGAAAGAAGUGGAAGAAAGUAUGGGCACUGUUAUACGAAGCCACUUCCAACGGACUGGCACGCCUGGAGAUGUACGAGGGCUUCCAGCCUCCUGAAACAGGGCGUAAGCAAGAAUGCUGGAAGCUGCUACAGCUCAGUGAAUGUGUGAGUUUAUCAGAUCGCUGUGGAGAAAAUUGCCCAAAAGACACUCGGGUAUUCAGCAUCGAGACAGCGCAGAGGGUCUACCUGAUAGCUUGUGAGAUUUGCGAACAGCCAAACUGGAUAAGAGCGCUCUGCAGCCUGGCGUUUCCACAGGAGCGCCGCACCUUGGAGAGGACAGGCAGCCAGCCGCUCAUUCCAUCUCUCCAACUACAAGAGAAUACUCUAUACGGCACCAGCAAGGAGGCUUCAGCAGGUGGCCAGUUUGCAGUGAGGGUGAGGCAGACAGAAGCUUCAUCUCGCUGUGGUCUCUCCGGUAUGUACACGCUUGUAGCUGAAGACAAAUGUCUUUCUCUGAGAGAUCGCCAAACGGGAAAUGUGCUCUUCAGCUGGCCUUAUCCAUAUCUCAGGAGGUUUGGAAGAGACAAGACCAUGUUUUCUUUUGAAGCUGGCCGGCGUUGUGCUUCAGGAGAAGGCAACUUUGAGUUCGAAACAUCCCAUGGAAGUCACAUUUUCCAGUCCAUUGAAGCUGCCAUUAAAGCAAGUCACAUUGAUUCCCCAGCUGUCCAUGAACAGCAUCACGAGGAUGGCUUCAAUCUACCACGUCAACCAGUCCGAUCUGCUUCUCUAGCGGGGGUCCCUACACAGUCAACUCUUCCCAAGAACAAUACACUUGCCAACCAACCCAUUCCCGAGAGUGAAUAUGCCGUGCCUUUUGAUAAAGUGGCACAAAAUCUUUUGGCUACAGGCUUCGGAGGUCUUCUCGGACCAAAUGUUCCCCCACAGGCAAAAACAAGAAAGUUUCGCAAACCUGAGCAUAUUUACGAUGAGCCAGAACUUGCUCCAGUGUAUGAUGAGCCUGAAGGAAUCAGGGUGGAUGCUUGGAAAAGUCAAGCCACUGAUGCCCAUGAGAUUGGGUAUGAAUAUCCAUAUUUACCAGGAUGGGAUGAUUAUGCAGUGCCCAGGGGAGCAGGAAAGACCUGUCAAGUGGAGGGGAAAGAAGAGGAGGAAGAGUGGGGAGCAAAGGGUACCAAGGAAAGGGAAUAUGACAAUAUUACAUUACGGGGGGCAAAGGAGAGCUGAAGAUCUUUCUCCAAAUAUUUUAUAGACCCUACUUUCCACCCAUACUACUGAAGUUUCAAAAACUAAAAAAAAGUGUUAGGUACGAAAAUUUGUGCACAGACCUUUUUGCUCAUAAAUUUGAUUGUUGCUACACGAUUUAUUGGGUGACCUUCACGUACUGUACUAUAACAUAACUGGACUAUCUUCAAAACAAGAGACUGGCUGGAUUGAGCUUACAUCCUCUUAUUAUUUGUGCUUUCAUUACUGAAGUCUCUUUAAUGGGUUGGACUUUGACUUACAGGAUAGCUACCAAUAGGUGGCACUAAAGAGAGUUUUCUUCUUUCUAGAGGAAUGCAAAUUUGCAUACUCUUUCUCCUUACACAUUUCCUGAUAGACUCCGUACACCAGUUGAAUCUCCUCAAAUAAAACCAAACCCCUCCCAAUACACGCUCCCAAGAACUACAUCAAAGGCAACUCACCAGUCCACCCAAUCACCUACUCUGUACUAAAAAAGGACAAAAUCUCUUUUACUCAUGGAGCAUUGCCUGUAAGAAUCCAUACACCAGCUGGAUCUCGUUAAAGAGGUAGUCCACCCCUAGAAAUCUUAUCCCCUAUCUAAAGGAUAGGGGAUAAGAUGUCUGAUCACGGGGGCUCUGCCGCUGGAACCCCAGCACCCGGUGUUCGUUUAGAACACUGGAUGCGGUCAGCUGGGGGUCAUGAUGUCACGGCCAUGCCCCACGU